AUGCAGAAGCUUGUUCCCUCAUCCUCCACCAUGAAGCUCUCCACCAUACUUCUGUGCCUGAUGCUCACAGCAGCCACUAUCAGCACCCAUGUGCUGGCUCAGCCAGAUGGGAGUAAUAUCCCCACCUGCUGCUAUGAGGCCAAUAGAAAGAAGAUCUCUGUGCAAAAACUGGAGAGUUACACACGGAUUACCAGCAGUCACUGUCCCUGGAAGGCUGUGAUCUUCAAGACCAAAUUGGGCAAGGAAAUCUGUGCUGAUCCUGAGCAGAAGUGGGUCCAGGACUCCAUGAAGUACCUGGACAAGAAAAGCCCAAACUGUAAAGCCUUGAACACUUGUGCCUGA
Molecule: messenger RNA, 342 nt
Organism: Castor canadensis (American beaver)
Lineage: Eukaryota; Metazoa; Chordata; Mammalia; Rodentia; Castoridae
Product: C-C motif chemokine 2-like
Biological process (GO): inflammatory response; positive regulation of cell migration; antimicrobial humoral immune response mediated by antimicrobial peptide
Cellular component (GO): extracellular region
Molecular function (GO): CCR chemokine receptor binding; chemokine activity
Source: RefSeq, a predicted model, not a curated record